Molecule: messenger RNA, 844 nt
Organism: Daphnia carinata
Lineage: Eukaryota; Metazoa; Arthropoda; Branchiopoda; Diplostraca; Daphniidae
Product: cuticle protein 18.6-like
Exons: 3
Coding region: 48-653 (201 amino acids)
Cellular component (GO): extracellular matrix
Source: RefSeq, a predicted model, not a curated record
UUCAUCAGUUCUUUUGCAGAACGAGCCAGCGCGCACCCUCAAUCAACAUGAAGAAGUUCGUUCCUUUGGCCACAUUGUUUGCUGCGGUUAUGGCUGCCGCUGAUCCAUCCUAUUCCAAUCCGCCAUACCCAGCUUUGAAUGCUUAUCCAUCUGUAGCUCCAGCUUAUCCAGUCCCGAUUCCACCUUAUCCAGUACCAGUUCCAUCUUAUCCUAUUCCGGCUUAUCCUGCACCGGUGCCUGUCCGCUCAAAGCCGGCCUACGAACAGCCAGCUUACAGCGAACCUGCUGAAGAAAAUCACCCACCGAUGCCAUUCAAUUUCGCCUACGAAGUUAAGGAUGAUGCUAGUUACCAAGACUUUUCACACAAGGAGGUCAGCGACGGCAAAGUCGUCACUGGAUCUUACCAUGUCGCUCUUCCCGACGGUCGCACCCAAAUUGUUACUUACAAAGCUGACGAAAAUGGAUACGUUGCUGAUGUGAAAUACGAGGGAGAAGCCAAGUACGACGAGUACAAACCCGCCCCAGCCUACCCCAAGCCCGCUUACCCAGCUGAGCCCGCCUAUCCCAAAUCAACUUAUCCAGCGCCAUCAUACCCAGCGCCAGCUUACUCAGCGCCAGCUUACCCAGCGCAAUCAUACUCCAUGCCAGCUUAACCAGCCGAGUCCGCAUAUCCAAGCACUUACCCCAAUCCCGUGUACUCUGAACCCUCUUACCCUAAGUCAGCCUAUUAGAAUCCUUACGCCCCACGAUUAAGCAGAAGUCCAUUUCUUUUUAUCAAAUGGAUCAUGUAACAUAAUGAAAUAUCUCGAAAACAAAUAAAUAUAGCUGUCGAUUUAGAAAAGAA